Molecule: messenger RNA, 2253 nt
Organism: Procambarus clarkii (red swamp crayfish)
Lineage: Eukaryota; Metazoa; Arthropoda; Malacostraca; Decapoda; Cambaridae
Product: innexin inx3
Cellular component (GO): gap junction; plasma membrane
Molecular function (GO): gap junction channel activity
Source: RefSeq, a predicted model, not a curated record
UCGGAGGUGGGGACUUAUGAAGGUUGACAGCUGAGCACUGUCAGAACUACCCAGGACUCUCAGCCAGACGGUUCAUCUGUAAGCCUUGAGCCUGAAGGCUGGCUCUUAUACACUCACUUAUCGUCUACUGAGUUUGUAUCAAGGUUACUCCUAGAAUAAGAAUGGUUUUGAGUAUCGUCGGAUCUCUGGUUGGACUGGUCAAGGUCCGUAGCCUGCACACCAACAUCGAUAAUUAUGUCUUCCGACUGCACUACCGCUGGACAACCUCCUUCUGCUACUUAGCGUGCGCUCUGGUGGCCGCAGCUGACUUUAUUGGGCAGGCGAUCCAGUGCUACGAUGGCUCCGGGAACCCAGUGGCCAAGCCUAUCAACACCUACUGCUGGAUCAUGUCUACCUUCACCAUCAACAGCAGCAGCACCGAUGGCUCUCACUACUCCAGUCAAGGCAGCAACUACGACGGCACUGGCACCUUCAACCCCAAACUUCACACCAAAACCUACCACGCCUACUAUCAGUGGGUUCCGUUCGUCCUGUUCUUCCAGGGAUGCCUAUUCUACCUGCCUCACCUUCUGUGGAAGGCCAAUGAAGGGAAGACAGCAGAUACCCUUCUUCAGGGACUUCAGUACAACUCUAUGGAUGAUGACCGCGAACAGAAGCGAAAUAACAUUAUCAGGUAUCUACAGUCGUCGUGGGGUCGUAACGGCCGCUACUCGGCCGUGUUUAUCCUCUGUGAGGCCCUCAACUUAGUCAACGUUAUCGGACAAAUGUUUUUACUCGACAGUUUCUUCGGCGGAGUCUUUAUGACCUACGGGACCAAGGUGUUGAACUUUGUGGUGGACGACGACGUGGAGGGAAUGCAUGACCCCUUGAUAACCACCUUCCCUAGGGUGACCAAGUGUAACUUCCACAAGUUUGGUCCCUCGGGAACCCUGGAGCUAAAGGACGCCGCCUGCAUCCUCCCCCAGAACAUGCUCAAUGAGAAAGUCUUCAUUGUCAUGUGGUUUUGGUUCGUCAUCCUCGCCACCAUCACCUCUAUCCAGCUGGUGUGGCGCAUAGUGAUCGCCUUCAGCCCGGUCCUCAGAGUUCGAGUACUGGAACGCCGUGGGAAGGUCACUGCUACACCCAAACUGGAACAAGCUGUCCGCCACCUACACCUCGGCGAUUACUUUCUCCUGGACAUCAUCGGCCGCAAUUUGGACGCCUACAACUUCAAUGAGAUCCUUCUUAAAUCAACGAAUUGCGAUGAGGGCGACCUCGGUCACAAUACCUAUCACCCCUUCAACGAGAUUGAUGACGAUGACCCAACGGCUCUGAAACGGCAGAUGGAGAACGAAGAUAUAACCGCAGUGUAGAGCAACAGAUAUAUCCACAAGUGCAUAGUUGGCGGAGCGACGCCUCCCUGGUGGAUAUUCAGAGGUAUAACAGAAUUAUUUGGUUUCGCGAAGAAAUCAUGCAUGUAAAUAUAUAUUAUACUUAAUUUAUUUACAUGUUAUGCUGUGAUACGGUAACGCUUACAGUCGUAACCUUGAUCUGGUAUGAGGCCAGCAUCGAGGGUGGGUGAGAUAUAUUGCUCGGGCGGCGCCUGGCCUCUCUGGCUUUAUGAUUCAGGCAGCAACAAUAACCACCUGAUGAUUGGUUCCAUGUUCUUGCUACGAAUCUUAAAGGGCAGUUACGUCUAUCCUCAUGUUCCCGCCCCCUGCAAUGGGGCAGGAGCAAGCACUCAACACUCGACAAUCACCAUCACUCCCACACAGAAACAUAUAUAUAUAUAUAACCAUUUAACCAAAUGCACACGAACCAUAUUGUUAUAAUACGGAAAAAGGGCAACUUUUACUUGUAACGUUAGGUCUUGAUAGUGAAGUCUCCAAUAAAGCAAGGAAUGGGAAGAGCUUAGCAAGAGAUCAGAGCGGGAUCGAGAUACUGGUAUCUUGUCUUAUCGGGAAACAAGAAGGCUUAGUCUGUUCUCCAUUGAGUUGAUGGAUGAGCUAAUCGAGUGAUAGGCUUCCAGGUGCCGAAGAUUGUGGUAUAUACGUACUUGUGGUAUAUACGUACGUGGUAAGUAUUGUAAAUAUUUUUGUACUCACCUAAUUGUGCUUGCGGGGGUUGAGCUUUGGCUCUUUGGUCCCUUUUGUACGGGUGUGUCAGCGAUGGCAGUGUCUGUGUAUUAUGUAAAAAUCUUAUCUGUGAUGAAUUUAUAUUUUAGACAGUAUUUUGUACAAAUACCAUUUAAAUCAAUAAAGCUACUAAAUGAAA